Molecule: messenger RNA, 8063 nt
Organism: Neurospora crassa OR74A
Lineage: Eukaryota; Fungi; Ascomycota; Sordariomycetes; Sordariales; Sordariaceae
Exons: 3
Coding region: 628-7176 (2182 amino acids)
Biological process (GO): small GTPase-mediated signal transduction
Cellular component (GO): plasma membrane; cytoplasm
Molecular function (GO): small GTPase binding; guanyl-nucleotide exchange factor activity
Source: RefSeq, a predicted model, not a curated record
CGCCAGCAAUUGAGAAGUCCAGUCCAGUCGCUCAUUCGAUUCUCACUUCCAGUUCCAACCACGAAGAACCCACGACUCGACGACGAGCCCACGUCCAAGCUCCUGUCCUCAGCACAUCCAGGACCCUCCAUCCCCGACCGAAUACACUCGCUUCGUUUCACAGAGAGCGAGCCACUGGCCCGUCUCCUUUCACAAAUCACCAGACACCUCUCCCCGUCAUCUCAGCCCAGGAGGGACCCAGCUGAGAGCAGCAGCCGCAGGUCCGGACGAACACAUUCAUCCAACCAGACAGACAGUCAACCCCGACACUUUGAUUCUAUACCACGACCGACCCCGAUUUCUAUCUCUUAAUCGUAAACCCUAAUACCGGACGCAGCCCAGUCUCAACACGUUUACGUCGGAACCUCCUCGCACGCGACGACCGUAUCGGGACGAAUCAACCGACCGACCGACCGACCGAGUCAGUCUCAUCAGGGAAAGCUGAGCUGAGCUUCUGGGUUCCUAGCUCAACCCACCCGCCAAGGCGACGGCGACGGCGACAAUUACAACUAUCCUCUUGUCGCAGUAUCCACCAUCCCCCAGAUAGCUCGAAACAUAGAUGCCUUUUACCUGGCCAGCACCGCCAAGAUGCCCUGGCAACCACUGCCCCGAAUUGCUUUCGCCGUAGCUACAUAUCCCUUCACUGCCUCCAGCGCGGCCGACCUCCCCCUCGAAAUCGGCGACGAGUUAUACAUCAUUGAAGAGACACCCGAUGGGAACUGGUUGAGAGGCUACCUGGUCGCCCCUCCAAGUCUGCUUGCCGGUCUGACCAGUGUCAACGGCCAGACAUUAGAGGCUCGCGUCUUCAGCGGCAUCUUCCCCCGCAGCUGUGUCGAGGUACGCGAAGUGCUGGGCGAAAGUGACGAGACUGACGACAGCGAGCCUGACGAUGGGGAGCCAAACGGAGAGAAGAAGAAGAGAAGGAGCGAACGAGUGACAAAAGAAGGCCGCUUGUCCGUUCCCGUACAACGCGAUCCUAAUGAGCCUCGACCACCUGCUCCCGUACCUAUGCUCAAGAUUGGCGACGAAACACCUACUUCGGCUGCUGAACCCCUCAUUGAUGAGAUCGCAUCCUGCCUCCGCGAAUGGCACUCAACAAACCUUCAUGGGCUCCUGCUCUCGCGACAGUACGAAAAGCUCGACACUCUUUCCAAGCUGAUCACAAGCCUCAACCUCUCGCGACAGCAGUUUCUCCAUAAUGUCCUCACUACCUGGGAAUACGACAACUUGCGGGAAAAGACGGUUUGGGAUCUGGUCCGUGUCAACAAGCUGUGUGGAGGAGAGGUCAUCGUGCGCGAUCCCAACGCCCGUGGCCGUGUGAUGACGGGCGAUGAUUCUGUCGUAGAAAUAACCCAACUGCAGUCCGUCAUGAGCCUGCUGGACGAGCCUCCAACAACCACACCCGAGUUGACGGCCUUGCACCACUUGAUGGUGGACAUCAAAAUGUUUGCCGGCGCAUCCAACGAGUCGACAACCCUGGUCCUUUACCUUGCAACAAAAGCACCCGGAGGAAGAGUCACGCCUCUGUCGGAGAGUUACAUAGUAGAUGUGCCAGCUGGCGGACAACUAACCAACCUAGCACGGACCUCCCAGAUGCGCACGCUUUUUUCCGAUCUCUCGUCUGCCGACGUUGGUGAUGUACAGUCCUCCAAAUCCGAGUUGUUGUUGGUCGUCAAAAUCCGGGCACCUCAGUCAGUUGUAGCAGCCAAGCCGAGCUCUCGAUCAGGCGCGCCCUCCAACAGUUCGCCCCAGAUAUCCGCCAAAGAGUCAAAACCACCCCUGACGUCCGGGAAUAAAGCCUUGCGUAGGAGCAUGGUUUGGGCCAACAAGAAUACCCGGGGCGCGUUUACUAGGAAGAACUCGGACCUUGAGGCGUUGUCGGAGCAGGCCGAAGAACAGCAGACCAGCAAUGAAGCCCUUGAAAGUAGGGACGGAGGACCACCGAGUACCGCUAACUCGAAUAGAGCAGGUCGUUCUUCUAUGGACGGCCAAUCCCCACCGACUACAGCCGACAGGACAGUCGGCGUUGGAGUGCUGAAGCUGAACUCGAUCAUGAAGCAACAAGGCGAGGAGGUUGAACAUGUGGUCAACAUUUGGGCACCCUGCUCCAAGUUCCCAUCGGACAGACAUGGUGACAGCGAGGAAUGGGACCCACUAAUAAAGGAAAUAUGCGACAUCAGAUCAGGGCACCAUGAAAGGUCAAGGAGAGCCGAAAGGUUACAGAUACGCCUUCGGUCCUUCAACAACCCGGACGCCGACGCCCUUAUCAAGAUGACGCCUACGGUCUUGUCUGGGAUCUGCAAGACCAACAAGAUGGGUUUCUCUGGAGCGCCAACCAAGCCGCGAUCAGACAUCUAUGUCACCAUUGACGAAGCUAUCCUGACCAGGCAGACCCUACUGUCCCGGUACGGAGCAAGCGCGACAGCGCUGCCCAGCAGUAUUCACAGCACCAACUUGCAGAUUACCCUCGAGGUACGUCGGGCAAAUGGCGAACGCAUCGACUACUGCAUCUAUCCCUCUUCCAAAGACGAAGGCCUGAGCACAUGGAGAUCGACAGCCGUCGACCGUGGAGACCCGUGGAAGCAGAUCGUCAAGCUCGUCCUUGCUCCCCAAGAUGUCCAUCAGUCACACAUCGUCAUGUACCUUGCAGAUGCGCCAAAUCCUCCGUUCGCUGUCGCAUAUCUGCCUCUGUGGGAUCAGCAGGCCUUCAUCCAUGACGGUUCCCAUAACUUGUUGUUGUACAAGCUGGAUGAGAAUACGUCCAACGCCCAAGCCCCUGCAGGAGGCAAGGGAGGAUAUCUGAGCUUGCCUUUUGCUUCUAACUUCCGCGAUGAGCAUGCUGAGGUGACUGGUCCGCUGGCUGUUUUGCGCAUCGAUACAUAUCUUUGCAGCACGCGGUUCUCCCAAGACAAGGUCGUGCUGGGCCUGUUAAAGGGCAAGGACUUGCCUCUGGAAGAGGUACCUGACAUUCUGAAGGCAUUCAUCUUCGUACCCGAAAUCGAGGUUGUCAAGUUGCUGAACGAUGUCCUGGACGCCCUUUUUGGCAUUCUUGUUCAUUACACCGGGCACGACGACCUGGAAGAUCUCGUCUUCACUGCCUUGGUCAGAGUGCUGGACAUUGUUCAUGACAGGCGCUUCAACCUCGCUCCUCUUGUCGACCAGUACGCAGAAACUCGGUUCAAUUACCCAUUUGCCACGCCCUGUCUUGUCAGGUCCUUUACCAGGCUACUGUCAAAACCAACAGAGCCAGAGACAUCGCGGAAACUGCGCGCCACCUUCAAGGUUGUACGGCACAUCCUCAAGUUCAUCACCCAUGCCAGGGGCCAACAAAAGGAAAAGGAGGCUGGAAUAGGGAUCACCACCUCCAACCCCGGCUUCACGCGCCACCUGCGCACCAUCUUCAAGGCCCUCGAUGCUUUGAUGCGUAACCAGGCACCUGUUUUGGUGGGCAGCCAAACGCUCGCCGUCCAACAUUUUCACACGUGGCUGCCCGAACUCACCGGCUUAUUGACAACCGAGGAGAUUCUCCAUAUUGCCAUCGACUUCAUGGACUCUUGCUCAUCCGUCAAGGGCAAGCUCGUGCUGUACAAGCUGGUCCUCAUCAUCAACUACUCCAAGCUCGACAUCUUUUCGCACCCAGAGCAGCGGUCCGCCUUGAGCGCUAAUACCGUGAGGUGGAUCGCACCGCACUGGGGGCAUACUGAUGAGGUGACGGAGCAAUGGAGAGAACAGGUGCGGCUGUGCUGCUCAGUGCUUGCCAGCCAGGUCGAGCAUCUCGGACCGGAGAUCCCAGAUUAUAUCCCCAAAAUUAUCCAGUCUUACCUCGCCAUCCAGGCUGCCGAGAAGACGCCCAAAAACCGUUUGUCGCUUCUGUUCCCCACAUCAUACCCAUUCCCCGCCAAGCCGACUGCCGAAGAGGUGGUCUUUGACGAAGCCCUCAUCGAGCUCUCUGCUGUCCUGUCAGCGCUGUCCAACUCCCCCAGCGGCAUGCAACUGGAGCUGGCGGAAGACGAUCUCAACAUCCUUGUCGAAAGCUGCCUCCGCGUACUCAUGAGCAUUCUGCAAGGCGAGACCUUCCCCCCCAACUGGCUCAGCGUGCACAUCUUCCAUCACAAGUCGACCAUGCGGAUGCUGCAAUAUCUUGCCACUUUGUUGCUCGAGUCCUUCCUCCCGCAUCCGGAUGAGGCCGAGAACUUUGAUACCGAGCUGUGGAAGAUGUUCUUCACUACACUGCUCAAGCUGGUGGGGAGCCCCUCGCUGGCGUUGGAGACGUUCCCGGAGCAAAAGAGAAGAGCGGUCUGGAAGAUUGCAGGCGAUGUCAGAGAGCAUGGAGCCGAUCUGCUGAGGAAAACGUGGGAGGCUAUUGGAUGGGAGACAAGCCUGGAGGAGAGGGCACGGUAUGGGCUGUCUAAGAUGGGCGGUUAUCAGGUGCAGUAUGUGCCUACGCUUGUUGGGCCCAUUGUUGAGCUUUGUCUUAGUGUCCACGAGGGUCUCCGGAGGAUGGCUGUAGAGGUUCUGCAGACCAUGAUUGUCAGCGAGUGGACCCUGAGCGAGGAUUUGUCAGUCAUUCAGAUGGAGAUCAUCGACUGUCUUGAUGGCUACUUUAAGGAAAAGCCAUUGACAGAGAGUAUCCUCCAGAAGCUGUUUGUGAGCGAGCUUCUGGACCGCUUUGAACCCCUCUCCAAGAUCCCAGACGAGCCAUUGUACACUGCCAUCCGUAAGCUGAUGGGCACAGUCGACGAGUUCCUCGAUUUGCUGGUUGCCGUCCACGGCGGUGACGGUUCAGGUGAAACCUCCGACCUCGUUCACCGCCUCCGUCUCAUGGAGUUCCUUCGCGACAUGCAAAAGGAGGAAAUCUUCAUCCGCUACGUCCACCAGCUCGCCAGCCUCCAAGCCUCGUCCCGGAACUACACCGAAGCUGGGCUCGCUCUACGCCUACACGCAGACCUCUACGACUGGGACCCUCUCAAAACCACACCCGCCCUCGACGACCCUUGCUUUCCAGCGCAAUCCCAUUUUGAGCGCAAGGAGCGCAUCUACUUCGACAUGAUCAGGCACUUCGAAGACGGGCACGCCUGGUCCUGCGCGCUCGCUGCGUACAAAGAGCUCCAAGCCCAGUACGAGUCCAACAUCUUCGACUUCGCUAAGCUCGCCCGCACGCAACGGGCCAUUGCCACCAUUUACGAGACCAUCGCACACAAGACCGACAAGCUCAUACCCAAGUACUUCAAAGUCGUCUACAAGGGUCUCGGCUUCCCUCCUUCCGUACGCGACAAGGCUUUCGUCUUCGAGGGCGCAUCCCCUACCGAACGCACGGCUGGCUUCACCGAUCGCAUGCAGGAGAUGUAUCCCUCUGCGCAGAUCAUCACCCCUUCUUAUGACCGUGACACUGCAGAGUACGACGUUGAAGGCCAGUUCCUAAUCAUAUCAGCCAUUUCCCCCCACCGUGACCUCACGCAUACCGUCUUCCAGCGCGCUCGCGUUCCACAAAUCAUCCGCGACUAUCUUAUCUCUUCUAGCCCCCAAACGUUUAGCGUCAGCACAAAGAGAGACACGAACGGGGAUGUAAGGGAUCAUUACGCCGAGAAGACCCUCUACACCACCGCCGAACCUUUCCCAACCAUACUCAAACGGAGCGAGAUCGUUGAAAUCAAGCAUGUGAGGUUGACAGCAAAGGAGACGGCCCUGGAGAGGAUCGUGAGAAAAACGGGAGAGAUGACGGCUGUUGAGAAGAAGAUAGCAGAAGGACAGGCGCAAGGGGGUGAGGGAAGUGACGAGGCUACCGUGAUGUUGUUGGUCGAUGCGGUCAGCAUCAGUGUAAAUCCGGAGAGCGAAGCGAGUGUGAGUAGGUACCGAGAGCUGAUUCCUGGAAUGGGGAGCACGACGCCAAUCACGAUAAGAUGCGGGAGUGAUGAGGAUGAGGACGAGGAAGACGCCCCCCCAGAGAUUGAUGCCCAAGAGAACGCCAUCAAGAUGGCGUUGGUGGAUCAUGCGAUUAUGAUCAAGAGGUGUUUGGCAACCUUUGCGAAGAGCCCUAGGGAGAUGGUGAGGAAACAUGGGCAAGAUUUGCAGAAGUUCUUCGAACGAACAUUCGCCCCCGAAAUCGCAAUCUUCACACCACCACCCGCCCGCGCUCCCCAUCCCUCUCCCGGCAGCGAACGCACCGGCGGUAUCACACCCUCGCCAACCUGGCCACGAUCACCGGGACCUUCAGCUUUCAAUUCCGCAACCGGACAGCACAAACACCACCUAUCCGCCACUGCCUCUUUGGCGAAUGGCCACGGUCUCGGCAUCUCCUCAAACGCUCAAGGCCAUGCUCACACCGCAAGCGAAACAACAGAUGUUCUAGGCGAAAUUGUGGUCAGCACCGGAAUUUCCCAACCCGUUUCCCUGCGACAAGGACGUGGUGCAAGGCUGAGUUUCUUGGGAGGUAGGAGGAAGGAUGGGAAUUCCCCCACGGCUCAUCAGCUAUCGUCAACCGGUUCUAUCCCCCACCUACUGAACGGUAGCGAGCACAACCUCGCCAGCAGGUCCAAAUCUCACGAGGACAUGCACGCUGGAUCAGCAUCAGCAACGGUGAUGAACACGCCCACCACCAAUGGCGACCGAAGCCCCUCUGCCCCUAGCAAUGUAAUUCAAAGCAGGAAAGAGCAGCAACAGCAGCAAACCGACAACACACAAGAAGGGUACGGGUCGAUAGGGAAGGCGAACCGCCGCUCCUUCCUUCGCGGUUUCAGCUCUUCCGAUAAGGUUCACCUCAUUAACGCUAUCAACGGCGUGGCUGACAGUGUUGGUGGAAAUACGGACUGGCAGACGGAGUACUCAUCCCCUUCUAUUUCUCAGCCCAACUUGGAUUCACCCUUGCAAUCGCAAUCCGACCAGCUUGACCGAGAAAGGGAACGCGGAGCGGCGGCAGCGGCGCUGAAUGGUGUGUCUGUUGGUGGAUAUGGGAAGAAGGAAAAGAAGAGCAAGAAAGAUAAGGAGGACAAGGAGGAGGACAGAGACUUGAAGGAGCUUAAAGACAAGUUCCAUAACGGCAGUGCGAGUGUUAAGAAAAGGCUGAGCAUGCUGAAGUUGGGUAACAUGAAGAAGAGUGGAAAGGGGGAUGGAAAGAUGGGGGCACUGGAUGAGGAAUAGUGUCUUGCGUCUGCCACCGUUGGGUAUGAUGAGCAUUUUCUCGGGUGGGAUCAUUGUCAGCCUUGUCCGCCACGUCCGCCUCGUCAUCCGCUUCGUGACCGCCGGCAAGAAGGAUUUAUCUGAAGGACGAACCCAAAACCCGUGCUCAUACAGCUCAUGCUGUCAAACUAACACGGCUUCAUUUCUUUUGGUUUAGGAUAGAACAUAUCUUAUGGCAUUGGGCGCUCAAGGAGGGUGAUUGCGUUCUUUUGUUUUCUCUCUUUUUUGUUCAUCACGUCUGCACUUCAGGAUACCUAGGUAGAGGGACAUUUCACUCCGAACUUCUAUCUUCUAUCACCGUCAUCAUCAUGCUCUGCAUUACACGCUUCAUCAUUCAUAAUCUCCUUCAUCUUUCUACUAUCAUUCACGCACGGACUGGUCUACACGGAAUGAAACGGGUGGUCCUUAUAGGAGUGGGAGCCUCUGGGGGGCGGAACACUGAAGCACGUCUUGGUUUUUGUUGGAUGUUUGCAUCUUGGUGCUCCUUGUCGACGGACGAGCAAUGCAUGUCUAGGUACACUUUCCCUUUGUUUACUUUAUCCCUUUCCAAUGCUAGCUCGCACCACCGCUUGUACAAUAUGUUCUUACUCCGCUUCCUGUAUAAUAGACUUUGUCCGCCUUUACUUUGAUAGGAUGAGAAGAUCAAUCUCGUACCUUGGGCCUUUGGAGGCGACUGCUGGCAUAGCAGACUCAAAAGACGGGAGAAGGGUGAGCCCACAGGCGGAGAAGCGCGCGGGGAAAAUGCCUUUAAGCAGCCCUCUGAGGCGCAUCGGCGAGGCCUACCAAGUUCAAUGUUAAAAUAGAUAGCGAUGAAGGCGAUUUGAACAUCAAUCUCAGCGUGACCAGUU